Messenger RNA from Drosophila arizonae, 598 nucleotides. RefSeq lists its product as uncharacterized. The record is from RefSeq and is a predicted model, not a curated record. Gene Ontology annotation, molecular function: chitin binding. Gene Ontology annotation, cellular component: extracellular region. Lineage: Eukaryota; Metazoa; Arthropoda; Insecta; Diptera; Drosophilidae.
UGAGUUGCAUGCUAUAUGCUGGACAGCAGCUCACACGAGGGGGCAUUAUCGAAUCAUUUGUUGUGGGAAAAACAAUCAGGCAGAGAGAGCACUGAAAGAAAUCGUCACCUUGACUCCGGCACUUGAGAGAUAUGCGUAUGGACAAUCGACUGCACAUACAAAUAAGCGCUUCAGCAUAGUACAAUGAACUGCACUCUCCAUGCACCACUUAAGCUGAGUAUAAAAGCAGCUGGGCCACAGCCCAAGCAUCGACAGUUGCUAUCAGAUAGUGACAUUAUCCAUAAUGCGAUUUUCAGGAAUCCUAUUGGCCUUGGCCGCGUGCCUCUGCUUGGCCUCGACUGUGCUUGGGCAAUGCAUUGAUACCUAUGAGCCUGGCUGCAAGCUGGCAUCUGAGGUGGGCUACCCACAGCGCAAUUGCAUCGAUCCCACCAAGUACUGGAGGUGCCCCACCCUGAAUGGGAAGGCCGAACUCUUCAAGUGCCAGACGAACACGGCCUUCAGCCAGGAGAGAAAUGCGUGCGUGCCCUGGAUCGAUUGGGUCUGGAGGCCCUGCGUGGAGCCACCAAGUCGUCCAACUGGCUGGCAGCCAUGUAAUUAA